Tetranychus urticae (two-spotted spider mite) is the source of this 959-nucleotide messenger RNA. RefSeq lists its product as uncharacterized. Lineage: Eukaryota; Metazoa; Arthropoda; Arachnida; Trombidiformes; Tetranychidae. The record is from RefSeq and is a predicted model, not a curated record.
AGUUAUAAUCUUAUAUUCAAAGUGAAAUAUGGUUUUACAUCAAACUUAUAAGUUAUUAACCAAAUUGUUACUGAUUUCUUACCUUUUGGUAAGAAAAGUAUCGACCGUAAUUAGUGAGCCAACCACAGCAACAAGUAGUGAACAUCAUAACUCCAAUAAUCAUAAUCAAAACUCCGAAGUAAAAUAUCACAACCAUCAUUAUCAAAACAAUCAAAACAAUGUUAACUCAAAAAUCAUCUCUGAUCAUAGUCAAUAUUACCAUCAAAAUCAAAAUUACAAUCUUGACCCAAAGUCAAAUCAAAAAAUCCAUAGUGUUCGUAAGAUUGAUGAUAAACUGACCAGACGGAUGCUAACUGAAAUGGUCUAUUAUCCACCUUUGAAACCAUAUUUCUCCUCUGAACCAGUUUCUCGAAGUUAUCUUCCUCCUAAUUAUGAUAGAGUCGAUCCUUGGCCAAGUCCAUGGCCAAGUCAACCUCAUGAAGAGGAUCAUGAUGAUCUUGAGAAGACGUUUCUUCAUUAUAUCUUUCCAACUAUCUUGGUAAUUGGACUUGGAUCUUUGAUUAUACCCAUAAUAGCAGUAUUUUUCAUCGCCUUCACUUACACCAACAGUGGAACUUGCAUUAAAUCAAAAAACAAAUCUUUAAUCGAUAAACGUCGACCUCAUCUGAUUCCCAAUAUACUUGAUCUACUCGUUGCAGUUGAAAAAGCCUUUUCUAAAGGAGAAGCAAAUUACAAGACUAAAUUGAAAAAAUUGAUACCCAAAAAGUCUCGAUCCAUCUCAUCAAAUUCACCAUCAUCUUCAUCAAAAUUAUCAAAUUCAUCCAAACAUCAUUCCAAGUUAAUAACAAAUUAACCCUUAACUAUUCCCAUAACCAAAAAAGCUAAUCUUUGUACUUAUCAAAAGUUUUAUCCACUUUUCACAUCCACAUUUUCCUAACAUACAAUGUUUACAUUUAACC